Rhea pennata is the source of this 2347-nucleotide messenger RNA. It is a transcript of the gene RMP24, whose product is annotated as chromosome 2 C18orf21 homolog. The coding region runs from base 32 to 706 and encodes 224 amino acids. The record is from RefSeq and is a predicted model, not a curated record. The transcript has 5 exons. Lineage: Eukaryota; Metazoa; Chordata; Aves; Rheiformes; Rheidae.
GGAGGCGGUUUCCGGCGGGGCGCUUGGCGGCAUGGCGAGGUGGCGGCGGCGGCGGCAGUUCCUGGAGGCGGCGGCGCGGGGACUGGCGGGCGCCUGCCCGGGCCAGGCCCGGUUCCUGCUGUGGACGUUGAGCUCCGGCCAAGAUGGUGAAUUGCGAAAAGAAAGGAUAUGUCCUUACUGUUUCCAGUUCCUGGUUCCUGAUAACCACCGUGUGCGUCUCAAACCAAAGAUGAAAAUGACUCCACAGAUAGAGAAGAUUCUGAAACAAGAGGCAAAGAACCGUAAACUCAAUAUGAAACAGACAAAGCUCUUGAAAAAGUACAGGGACUCAAGGAGUGUUUUGCUGGUUACUUGCAACUCAUGCAACAAAACAACAAGACAUGAUGGUAAAAGCAGAGAUUUUCUGGCUACUAUGACACACCAUUCCGGUACUCCAACCAUUAAAUCUGGCCUUAAGACACCAGAUCGAAAAAUUCCAUCUGCAAACAAAAUGACACCUGCAAGCUGCAGCAGGUCUGGAUCUAAAGGAAGGAGUCCAUCAUCACUCUCCAGAACAUGUGUACCCGGACAGGCGACAACCAACUCCUUCUCCAAGACUCCCAGAAACUCCAAAUUUCACUUUUCUAAGCUAAAAUGGAUGCUUAAUCUAGAAGAAAAAGAGAAAAGCCAGAAGGCAGAUUUGAAAACCUUCUUAACUUUACUUUAGUUAUUCAUUAUUGCAAAAUAAAAGUUACAGCAAUAAGUAUUUUUGCAGUUGUAAAUCAAAAAAAUUACUGAUUUCUUUAAAACUCAAGCUAAUGGUAUUUAUUGUAUAAGAACAGACCAUGUUCUUUAGAAGCAAGCUCUGUUUCUGUGGAGUCUGACUGUCUGCAAGGGGAAAAUAACUGGUCCAUUACGCUUGGGAAUCUUGAACAUGUUUUGCAGUCUCUGAUGACCCAAUAAUUAAAAGUCAGAAUCUGUUCUUUGAAGAAGCAGACAGUACUGGGCCUAUUAGCAUACCAGUUUCCACCACCUCCCUCCCGUAUUUUUAAGAUAAUAUAUCACAAUAGAACUUAAAAGAUCUCAUCCUUGCUUCCCAUGUUUGAGUUAACCAUAGACACUUUGGCUGGCACAUUUCGCAGGUGCAAUAUGUUCAAGAGGUCUGCCUUACUGUCCUGUAGUGUUGCUUUCUUUUGACACUUGUGGUAAUUUAAAUGUUAUUACACAGUCUUUACAAAGGUAACAAAAUAACUUACUCUUUAAGAUAGCACUCAUGCAAAGAGAGAGAAAACAGUAUAUCAUCCAGAUUAAGUUUCUUCAUUGUUUUAAGAAUGUUCUUUGUGAUUUGGACUGCAGUUGCUGCUGUUCCCCAGAAAACACAGAAUCUGGUGCGACUGCACACUGUAAUGCAGGAAGCUCUGAAUACCUACCAGGAGUUUCACACUAGACUACUAUCAGUACCCCCAUUUCAUUACUUCUGUCAGCAGCAGCACAACCAUAAAGUAUUUGAUUGCUCUUGUAUUACCAAAGUGAGUCAGUUUCUUUCAAAAAAUGGCUGAGGAGAGAACCUCUUUUUGAAACAUCUUUCAGUUUUGAUUGGCAGCAGACUUCAUAGUUCCUUCCUUCCUGGAGUUAAGUCUGGAAAAGUAGAUUUGCUCUGGACAGUUGCCAUCUCCUUGCACCAGAACAUUUUGAUGUGAAUAGAAGCAGUCAAGAUGAAAGUGGUCUUCCACUGUCAGAUUUUACAUUUUCAGUUCAGCACAGGAGGUGAAAAAGUAUAAUAGAAAACCAAAAUGAAGGAUGGCGCUUACAGCCUGCUCUGCAUAUAGUUGCAAUGGCGUUUUUGCAAAUCAUGCUUCAGACUUCUCCUUUUGAAAGAGAAUCAACCAAAUGAAAAUAUUUGAUUUUUUGGUUUCAAAGUUCUGCAUUGCCCAUUUUAUAUUUUAAUAAUUAGAUCCCUUUAAGUGCAUUCAGAUUCAAUAUACACCAGUUAAGAAAUAGGACCAACAAAUAAGUUGGUAGACUUGAAAGCAGUUGGGUGGGGAGUAAAGGUUGUUGCAAAUUCUACUUACCAUCUCAAAGACUGGCAUGUAAUCUUAUAUCUACCAGCCAUACAUAGAACAGUUUUGAAAGGUUUACAUCAGGUUGUUUCUUAUGUACAUGUAGGAUCAAAUUAACUGCCAUUCUAGGAUCAAAAUGUGGACCUUGAAGUUGCACCUUUUCUGAUGUAGAACUUGGUAUUGAUUGAUCUAUUCUUACUAAGUAAGUUUGUGAUCCAGUAUUCUGAGAAAAUACUUCAGUCUUGUUCAUGGAGAAUGUAUAUUAUGAAAAUGUUUGAAAAAUGUUAUAAUAAAUUUUUAUAUUAGAA